AUGCUAGCCGCCAACCGUCUUCGAGUUCGCAAAGCAUGCAUCAACUGCAAACGACGCAAAGUGAAAUGUGAUGGAUUGAGACCUUGCCAAAACUGCAUCAAACAUAAUAUGCAUUGCUCGUACCAGCCCGAUUUGCCUCGAAUUCGUAAUACAACAUUUACUUCUAUUUCGUCAGAUCCGAUCCACGAAGCGGAUCUGCGUUGGUCUUCUCCAUGGCAGCGAUACUCACCCCACAAUUAUCGUUUCCAGCGCAGACACCAGAAUUCACUGCCUUACUACUUGGGCUUGGCUUUGAUGAAAUCGUUACCUCAAUCUGUGAUAGAUCAAUGCUCAUUAAGGCCGCCUCGUCUACAAUUUUAUGGCUGGAACAUGUCCGGUGGUCAUUACCUGGAACACCGUCACAUUCAGUUCUCACAGGACUCUGCACAAUGGCAAUGGGAUUUUACUGACCCAAUUCAACGAAAAAUAGUAGAAAAGCUCGCUGGAUUCUAUUUCCAAGAUAUCAAUCAGUUUAUUUCCAUCGUUCACGAACAAGCCUUUUGGCAACAAUUCAAAAACGGGUUUGUCAACCGCGAUCCACAUGGCUCGGCAGAUUUAUUCGAAUCAAUUCUCAAUUUGAUCGUUGCGAUUGCAUUGCGCUUCAGCUACACUAGAGAUAACUGUGACGUGCAAUUGCCAAAUUCAACAACAAAAGCUUCCCCCAGCGAAUGCUUGUCACUUGAUGAAGUCCAAUGGGUCGAGUCUCACGUAAACUUGGAGGAAAGGCUAUUUGAAUUUGCUUACACAGUUACUGACAAGUUAUCUUUUGAGUGGGAGUCUUUCGAGCUUAUUCAGUCCUGGCUUCUUAUAACAUUUUACUUGCGAACCUGCCAUCGCCAAGUCUCUUGCUCGCAGGCUCUUAGUCGCGCCGUGCAAAUAUGCAAUGGCAUGUCCCUGUUUCUGAACAGAUUCCCGGAGCACCAUAACGCUUACGACGAAUGUAGAGCAAGAAAUUGCUACUGGACAUGCUUCGUUAUGGAUCGACUCAUCAACUUUCAGAUGGGUCGCGUUCCGGGGCUCGUCCCUCCUGGUCCAGAAAUGGAAGCCCCAGAUAUUGCAUUCGAUAGUUGGCAAAGCCCAGAAUCAAUUUCUUUGUACAAACUCGCUAUUAUAAUAUCAGACUGCCAAAAACCCCACGGUGAGGAACUACCGCAACGCGAGUAUCAAAGUGCGAAAAAUCGUCUUAUUGAAUGGUAUGACACCGUUGGAACGAGCCUCGGUGAUCAAAAUCUUUGUACGGGACAAGUGAUCUUGAUGUAUUUGGACGUACGGAUAGCUUUGGAGAUAAACGGCCUGUUCUCGUUCCUAGACGUUGAAGAAAGUUGCUCACCUAAUGCUCGGGCUAUAAAGGCGCCCAUGCUUCUCGAUCUUGUUUCUCUGGUUUUGAAUACAGUUGACUCAAUUGUAGCAUCUAAGCUUUAUUUCAGGCCUUGGUGGCUGAAUCUGUCUCUUUUGUUCACCUCGAGUAUCAUCUCUCUGAUUCUGAUUCGCAGUGGGAUUCAGCUGCCACGAGCCAGAUUGUUAUUAGAGCAAAGCUUCAAGACGUGGCAUUAUAUUGAAAACACAAAGCCGCCAAAUCCACCCGAAAUGGCCUCGGAAUGUCUGUGGUGUCUAAAAAUGUUAAAUCAUAUGAUUUGCCAGCAGCUGCAGUUGUCUGCAAGGGAGCUGGAAAGUGUAAUGGGCGUUGAUCACUCGAACGACUCGGUAAACAAUAAUAAAUUCCGGCAGUUUGGUGAAGUGGAAAAAGAGCCAUCAAAGACCGAAUCACGGAGUCUUGAAUUCAGUCCCCCGCUGCCAACCUUGUUGGAGGAUAACAAUGGCGAUCUCCUUGCUCACCUGAAAUGGUUUGAUCAAUGGCUCGACGUAAAUAAUCUCGAUACUCUGCUGUAA
Messenger RNA from Lachancea meyersii CBS 8951, 1929 nucleotides. The record is from the annotation of a GenBank genome assembly. Lineage: Eukaryota; Fungi; Ascomycota; Saccharomycetes; Saccharomycetales; Saccharomycetaceae.